This is a messenger RNA of Parnassius mnemosyne (clouded apollo), 1623 nucleotides long. NCBI's taxonomy places the organism in Eukaryota, Metazoa, Arthropoda, Insecta, Lepidoptera, Papilionidae. The record is from the annotation of a GenBank genome assembly.
AUGGCGGCUGUUGUUAUGAGAGGUUGUGUCAGGUCGAGCGAUACAGAAUUAACGAAAACACAAGAAUGUAAUGGAAAUGAAGAAAAAACAGUGAAUGAAAAAAUAAAUAGUCGCAAAAAUGGUUACGUGAAGGCUACUAAUUUAAACAAUGGCGCUAUCAAAAUGGGCGGCAACUACGCGGGGCUGCCGCCAAUGGACUGGUCGCAGUACGACACGUUCCCCGGGGACUUCGAGAAGUGUUCGCUGUGGACCGCCGCGCUCGCGCACCUCGGCCUCUACCUGCUCAUGUUCCUCGGCUUCAUCAACAAGCUGCUGUUCACGCCCAAAGUUGCCACCGAGCGGAACCGAGAGGGCUACGCGCCGCUGUAUAACUCGUUCGAGCAGUUCUUCUCGCGCUACUUGUACCGGCGCGUACGGCACUGCUUCAACCGGCCCAUCUGCUCCACGCCUGCAGCAGAAGUCACUAUCAAGGAGCGCUACACCGACGACUACAACUGGACAUUUAAGUUCACGGGCACGGAGCGGCGCUGCAUCAACCUGGGCUCGUACAACUACCUGGGCUUCGCGGAGCCGACGGGUCCGUGCGCGGAUGCUGCGGCCGAGGCGGUGCGACGCUACGGACUCGCGCUGGCCUCGCCGAGGGCUGAGCUCGGCUCCUGCGCUCUGCACAAGGAGCUGGAGGAAACUACCGCGCGUUUCCUUGGCGUCGAGGCGGCGAUAGUGGUGGGCAUGGGGUUCGCGACGAACUCGCUGGGGCUGCCGGGGCUGCUGGGGCCGGGCACGCUGGCGCUGAGCGACGAGAACAACCACGCGUCGCUGAUCCUCGGGCUGCGCCUGGCGCGCGCCGCCGUGCGCGUGUUCCGCCACAACGACCUGCGCCACCUGGAGCAGCUGGCGCGCGCCGCCAUCGCCGAGCGCCGCUGGACCAACAUCGUCAUCGUGCUGGAGGGCGUGUACAGCAUGGAGGGGUCGAUCGUGCCGCUGCAGGGCGUGGUGGCGCUGAAGAAGCGGCUGGGGCUGCAGCUGUACCUGGACGAGGCGCACUCGGUGGGCGCGCUGGGCGCGCACGCGCGCGGCGUCACGGACCACUGCGGCGUGGAGCCCGGCGACGUGGACGUGCUCAUGGGCACCUUCACCAAGAGCUUCGGCGCCGCCGGCGGCUACAUCGCCGGUUCCGCGAAGCUGAUCAAGUGGAUCCGCGCGCACGGGCACGCGCACACGUACGCGCACGCGAUGUCGCCGCCGGUGGCCGCGCAGGUGCUCGCCGCCAUGCGCGCGCUGCGCACCCCGGCCGGCCUGCGCCGCGUGCGCACACUGCGCGACAACACGCACUACUUCCGCCGCAGGCUGCGCGAGAUGGGCGUGGUGACGUACGGGCACGGCGACUCGCCGGUGGUGCCGAUGCUGGUGUACACGUUCAGCAACAUGGCGGCCGUCGUGGAGCGGCUCACGGCGCGCGGCAUCGCCACCGUCGGCGUCGGCUUCCCCGCCACGCCCCUCUACAAGGCGCGCUUACGGUUCUGCCUGUCAGCGGCGCACAGUCGCGAGCAGCUGGACGCGUGCCUCGCCGCCAUACAGGAAGUCGUCGACGAGCUCGGCCUGCAGUAUUCGCGGCGCCGCUAG